Endocarpon pusillum Z07020 is the source of this 2157-nucleotide messenger RNA. RefSeq lists its product as uncharacterized. The transcript has a single exon. Gene Ontology annotation, molecular function: calcium ion binding; superoxide-generating NAD(P)H oxidase activity. The record is from RefSeq and is a predicted model, not a curated record. Gene Ontology annotation, biological process: superoxide anion generation; defense response. The coding region runs from base 1 to 2157 and encodes 718 amino acids. Lineage: Eukaryota; Fungi; Ascomycota; Eurotiomycetes; Verrucariales; Verrucariaceae. Gene Ontology annotation, cellular component: NADPH oxidase complex; plasma membrane.
AUGGCUGAUGAUCACGUCCAGUACUUGCGCGACGAGGAAGUGCAAGACUUCUUGAAUGAUCUCGACAUUGACAAAGACGGCUUCGUCACUUACUUCGAACUCGAGUCCAAGCUUGACCAGGUCCACAGUGAGAUUGCUCCUACCCCAGCACCACAUAACCUGCAUCAUCAGGACAGCGACCAGAAAGAGCGGCACGCCUUUCUCCGCAGUGUUUUGGGUACAGAAGCCGACAAAAUCCCCUGGGAGAAUUUCGCCGAGAUUGUCAAGACGUGGAAGGUGCCCUCUCUGAUCCAAGACAAGGAGGUUGAAGACGAGGCCUCGCAAUACUUGAAAUCGCUUGCCCUAGGUCGGAAACUCCGCGCACGUUGGGAAGUCCACGGCCCGGUCUGGGUUUUCAUGACUCUAGUGGUGUCACUUCAACUCGGCUUUGGAAUCUGGCAGUUGGUCAAAUACCUUACGGGCAUGCAAUAUCGACAAGCCUUUGGGUGGGGACUGGUGUUAGCGAAGACGUCCGCCGGCGCCUUGUAUCCAACAUUAUUCUUCCUUGUCAUCUCCAUGUCCAGAUGGCUGGCGACAUUCCUCAGGAGAUUCUAUCUCCUCUCCCGCUUCAUCAACUGGGAUCUGUCGCAGUCUUUCCACAUCAAAAUGUCCAUUUGCGCUCUAUGCCUCGCAACGGUACACGCAAUUGGCCAUCUGACGGGAACAUUUCUGUAUGGUAGUCGGCCCGCGCAACAACCUAAGGUUGCAAUAAUUUUAGGCCUAGAGGCGGUUCCCCGGCCAUACAGAACCUACAUUGCAUCUCUUCCUGGCUGGAGUGGUCUCACAUCUCUUAUCUUAUUCUAUAUAAUAGCAGCCCUAAGUAUGCCGCAGGUUAGGAAAUGGAGCUAUGAAAUCUUCCAGCUAGGCCAUUUGUUGAUGUUUCCUUUACUUGGACUGCUGUGUGCCCAUGGAACUACCCAAUUAGUCCAGUUCACCAUGCUGGGAUAUUGGCUGUCAAUCCCAAUUAUUCUCGUCCUCGUUGAACGAAUAACCCGAAUUUUGCUCGGCUUCCACCGCAUACCGGCUAGAGUCGAAGUGCUCGAUGAAGAUACUGUCCGUGUUACAAUCACGAUUCCCAAGCAUCGCUUGUGGAACUAUGUGGCUGGUCAAUACGUCCUGCUACAAGUACCUCAGAUCUCGUUUUUCCAAUGGCACCCUUUCACGAUCUCAACUUGCACAGAUCGAGAAAUGCAGCUUCACAUCAAAACGGAUGGAGACUGGGCCUCGAAGCUGAAAAACCUGACGAAAGAAAAUGGCUCAGAGCUGAAAUGGGCCGGGAUCGACGGGCCGUAUGGAGCUCCAGCUCAGCGAUUCUAUGAUUUCGAUCAAAGCAUUAUCAUGGGCGCCGGGAUCGGCGUCACGCCCUUCUCAGGUAUUCUUCAUGAUUUACGCGUCAGUUCGGACGAAGGAUGGGCCCGCCGAACGUCCUCAAUAUCCAGCACAUCAAGAAGAGCAUCAACCUCUUCCUCUUCCAUAACCGCGCAUCCAGCACACCGGGCGCCCACAUCCGACGACCAAGCCCAGCAGAGCGCGCUCGACCGCAUCGAUCCGAGCUCCGAGAAACCCACAACUCCACCAUCCAAAUACCGCCGCAUCGACUUCCACUGGACCGUGCGCGACCGCAACUAUCUCCUCUGGUUCUCCGACCUGCUGAACCAGAUCUCUCGCCCGCCACCGGGCCAGACGCACAACCCGAACCUCGACAUCCGCAUCCAGACCCACGUGACGCAAAAGCGCAAAAACAUCUCCACCCACAUCUUCCGCCUGCUCCUCGAGAAACACCGCACGGAGAGCCAUCCCGCCUCGCCCAUCACGGGGCUCCUCAACCCGACCAAUUUCGGCAGACCGAAUCUGGCAUACAUUAUGGAUCGGCAUUAUGAGGAUAUGCUGGAAUUGUUGAAGAGGAGGAGAGGAAAGGGGAGGGAGGAUGGUGCUGCUGCUGCUGCUGCUGGGGAUGCAGGUGGUGGUGAUGAUGAGGAGUUCAAGGUAGGGGUUUUCUUCUGUGGUGCGCCCGCCAUAGGGCAUGAGUUGGCGGAUCGGUGUCGGUUGUUGACGGCGAGGGGGAGGGAGGAUCGGAGCUUGAUUGAGUAUCAUUUCAUGACGGAGGUUUUUGUGUGA